This is a messenger RNA of Zymoseptoria tritici IPO323, 1614 nucleotides long. RefSeq lists its product as uncharacterized. Lineage: Eukaryota; Fungi; Ascomycota; Dothideomycetes; Mycosphaerellales; Mycosphaerellaceae. The record is from RefSeq and is a predicted model, not a curated record. The coding region runs from base 1 to 1614 and encodes 537 amino acids. The transcript has 2 exons.
AUGUUCUUCGCAAAAGCAUUGCGAUACCUCCGAGGCAGAGAACCUCCAAAAUCAUCCUCAAAAUCCCUGGAUGACCUGCCAAAUGAACUCCUCGACUGGAUCUGUGGCUACUGCGAUAAGCCGGGAAUCAAAGCCUUGAGGCUGGCAUGCCGCACUACCAGUCAUGUUGCCACUGCAUACCUUUUCCCGGAGGUGGUGAUGCUCAUGAAUCGGGACAGUCUGGAAGCAUGCCAUGGUGUUGCUGCACACCCAAUAUUCUCCAAGACAGCGAGGAAUCUGUGGAUUCAGGCCGAUCGCCCGCGAAAAACGACCCUGGAGGAGUGGAACCUGGAACUCAAGGAGAUCACUGAGUUGGAUCUCAUCACAGUGGCAUCGGACCGUAUUGACCAAGAGCUCGUUGUGGGCAGCAGAGAACACACCGCCGCGAUGGACGCAGUGUUUCGGGAGGCCCGCAACCAGUUUCACAUAGAGAAGUCGCCAUUGUCGAAGGAACAACGCCAAUGUUACCAUGCGCAUGCAGUCCGCCUCGCUACGGACGCCCAGCAAAUGAUGCGCGAUCAAAGUCUGUUCGCAUGCUUGCGUGAGGUGCUGACGAAAUGCGACCAGAUCGACAGCGUAGAUCUCACGACGUGCCAUCAUCUUCGGAAAGCGACGACUGCCCACAAUAAGAGCUUCGCACAGGGUCUACUACGGCCGUUCGGCGACCUCAAUGAACAAGAAUCCGGCGUUGAUGCCAUGACCCAGCUUAUGCUCGCUGCCUCCAGCGUCGGAUUUAAGCCCAAGAAGAUCAAUUUGGGAAACUUGUCGCACCUCAUUCUCAUCAAUAAGGAAGACUUCUCGGAACAGCUCCAGGAACUUUUCACCAAUGUCGAACACUUGGUCUGGGAGUUCUCUGUCCCGGUCUACGACGAUGCCUUCACCUUGGACAGGGACGCCUACGAGGAUAUUGCGCCUGAUCUCCGCGAAACCAAAGCUCUUGUCUCCCUCAUGGAAGUCACGACAAAAUUGCAGCAUCUUCGUCUUGAACUCCCGGACCAUCCGGAUGCCGAUAUUUAUGUAACACUGCAGGAUAUUGUGGGCGGCACCACCUGGAGACAUCUGACGCACCUGGACAUUGCAAACUUCGAAGCAAAGCCGGACGACUUGACAGAUCUUCUCAUACGCCACAGAGAUACCCUUGCACAUGUGAAACUCGGCACAGUCUGUCUCCAGACAGGAACUUGGCCCGAGUGCUUUGAGACAUUCGCCGGGAAAUUGCCCAAGAUUGAACAAUUCGAGGUCAGGGGAAGAUUCAGCGAUGAUUCCAUCGACGAGUCGUUCUUGUGGUUCGGAUGGCCGGACGAGAAGCACAAUAACGCACGGGGCGAAGAGAUCCGCAAGUUCAUCAUCAAUGGCGGCGAAGAAUGCCCGGCAAUCCACUACCAACAUGAUGAGGACGAAUCCACGUCUGAGCAUCCGAGCGAAGGGAACGACGAGGAUGGAAACGUUGAUCUGGGAGAUGACGAGGACGAUGAUGACGCCGAGCACGAGGAUAUCUAUGGACUUGACGAGGAUGAUCAGGGCCACGGUCCCAUCUAUCAAACUCCGAACGGGCCGUGGCCAUGGAUUGGGUGA